Coregonus clupeaformis (lake whitefish) is the source of this 2950-nucleotide messenger RNA. It is a transcript of the gene ddr2l, whose product is annotated as discoidin domain receptor family, member 2, like. The record is from RefSeq and is a predicted model, not a curated record. Lineage: Eukaryota; Metazoa; Chordata; Actinopteri; Salmoniformes; Salmonidae. Bases 203 to 2812 code for a protein of 869 amino acids. The transcript is spliced from 17 exons. Gene Ontology annotation, cellular component: membrane; signaling receptor complex. Gene Ontology annotation, molecular function: protein tyrosine kinase collagen receptor activity; ATP binding; collagen binding. Gene Ontology annotation, biological process: multicellular organism development; cell surface receptor protein tyrosine kinase signaling pathway; positive regulation of kinase activity.
UCUUGAGUGUGCAGAUCCUCAGAUGCAUUGUAAUACACCGAGAAUCAUCCACUUUUUUGCGAUAAUGAUUCGGAAAUUUUAAUCACCAAGCGUGUCCGAAGGCCAGUCGAACUGAGAAAGGCUGUUGUCGGGAUCCCGUGAAUAACUCAAAUCAGAGAUGUAGCCUCUGUCUACAUCUGUCCUCAGACAUUUAAGGCCCACCAUGCUGUUCUUUCUGCUGCUGGUCUUUCAAGCCAAUGCCAAUGCCCAGAUCGACCCAGCACACUGCCGCUACCCUCUUGGCAUGGAGGAUGGCAGAAUCAAAGACCAUGACAUCACCGCCUCCAGCCAAUGGUACGAGACCACCGGGCCACAAUAUGCCAGGUUGAACCGGGAGGAGGGUGACGGGGCGUGGUGCCCAGCGGGGCUCCUGCAGCCCUCUGACACCCAAUACCUGCAGGUCGACCUGGGCCAGCUCACCUUCCUGACAGUGGUGGGCACCCAAGGCCGCUACGCCCGGAACUCGGGUAAAGAAUUUGCCCGCAUGUACCGCCUGAACUACAGCCACGAUGGCCAGCUCUGGAGGUCCUGGAGGAAUCGCCUUGGCAACAAGACAAUGGAGGCGAACGACAACGCCUAUGCCUCUGUGAUCAAAGACCUGCACCCUCCCAUCAUCAGCCGCUACCUCCGUCUCAUCCCUGUCACCAAGAUGCCCACCACUGUGUGUAUGAGACUGGAGCUGUAUGGGUGCCCCUGGCAUGACGGCCUGACGUCAUACAGCUCCCCUGAAGGUCAGCUGAUGAUGCCUCCUGGGUAUCCCAUUGCCAGCCUCAACGACUCCACAUACGACGGCGCCCACGAACGAAGGAAACUGUCUGGGGGGUUGGGUCAGCUGACGGACGGUGUGAUUGGUCAGGAUGACUUCCUGAGGACGCGGCAGUACCACGUGUGGCCUGGAUACGACUAUGUGGGCUGGAGGAACGGGAGUCUGGGCUCUGGCUAUGUGGAGAUGGAGUUUGUCUUUGACAAACAAAGGAACUUCACCUCCAUGAAGGUUCACAGUAACAAUAUGUUCUACCGCGGGGUGAAGAUCUUCUCCUCCGUGUCGUGCUCUUUCAAGCCCCGCCUCAUCGCUAACUGGGAGGUGGAGCCGGUGGAGUUCCACACGGUGCUGGACGACCGCAACCCCAGCGCUCGCUACGUGACCGUGCCUCUGGGACGCCGUAAUGCCAAGGCCCUGCGCUGCCGUUUCCACUUCGCUGAUGUGUGGAUGAUGUUCAGCGAGAUCUCCUUCCAGUCAGCAGACACUGUGAUUCCUACUCAGAUAACACCUGUGGUGACAUCUCCCUGGCCCAAGGAGGAGAGCUCCCUGCCCACCACCCACAAGACUGCGACCAACCCAUCAGCCAAGGACCAACCGGAUGACGGGAACACCCCUAUUCUGAUUGGCUGUCUGGUGACGAUCAUCCUGUUGCUCGUAGUGAUCAUCUUCCUGAUCUUGUGGUGCCAGUAUGUGUGCAAGGUGCUGGAGAAGGCUCCACGCCGUAUCCUCGAGGAGGAGGUCACCGUGCGCCUGUCCUCCAGUAGUGACACCAUUAUUCUGCAGACCCCUCCCGUGCCCCCCCGGGUCUCUCAGAUGGACCACCCGUACGAGCGCGUCUUCCUCCUGGACCCUCAGUACCAAGACCCAGCCGGCCUCAGGAACAAGCUGCCUGAACUGUCUCAGAGUGCAGAGACCUCAGCGUGUGGUGGGGGCUAUGCGGAGCCCGAUGUCACCCAGUGCACGCCUCAUCAGUGCUUCCAGAGUAGCGUGCCGCACUACGCCGAGACAGACAUCGUGAGCCUGCAGGGUGUGACGGGCAGUAACAUGUAUGCCGUGCCAGCGCUCACCGUCGACUCGCUCACCCGCAAGGACAUCUCCGUGGCAGAGUUUCCCCGCCACCGGCUGCUCUUCAGGGAGAAGCUGGGGGAGGGACAGUUUGGAGAGGUCCACCUGUGUGAGGCUGAGGGUCUGCCUGAGUUUCUGGGGGAGGGCGCCCCCCUUCCCGACCGGGAUGGACGGCCUGUACUGGUGGCAGUGAAGCAACUGAGGGCGGACGCCACGAACAACGCCAGGUACGACUUCUUGAAGGAGAUCAAGAUCAUGUCGAGGCUCAACGACCCCAACAUCAUCCAGUUGCUGUGUGUGUGUGUGAGCUCGGACCCCCUGUGCAUGGUGACUGAGUACAUGGACAACGGAGACCUCAACAUGUUCCUGUCCCAGAGAGAGAUGGAGAGCACUCUGACCCAUGCCAACAACAUCCCCUCGGUCAGUUUGUCAGACCUCCUGCACAUGUCAGUACAGAUCUCGUCCGGCAUGCGCUACCUGGCCUCUCUGAACUUUGUGCACCGAGACUUGGCCACACGUAACUGCCUGCUGGACCGCAGACUCACCAUCAAGAUAGCAGACUUCGGCAUGAGCAGGAACCUGUACAGUAGUGACUACUACCGCAUCCAGGGGCGAGCCGUGCUGCCCAUCCGCUGGAUGGCCUGGGAGAGCAUUCUACUGGGAAAGUUCACCACGGCCAGUGAUGUGUGGGCCUUUGGCGUCACCCUGUGGGAGAUCUUCACUCUGUGUAAAGAGCAGCCCUACAGCCUACUGUCAGACGAACAGGUCAUCGAAAACACUGGCGAGUUCUUCCGAAACCAGGGCAGACAGAUCUUCCUCUUCGCCCCACCGCUCUGUCCUCCCUCUCUAUUUGAGCUGAUGAUGCGUUGUUGGGACCGCGACAUCGCCGAUCGACCCACCUUCGAGGGGUUGUACCAGGCCUUACGACCACAUGUGGUCCAGUGAACUUUGAACCCUGGCAGUCCUGAGUGAGGGGUCCAUUUAGCCUGAAUUCUCUUCUCUUAAUCCCUCUGACUGACAGACAGAAGGACAGACAGACAUUUUUUUUUUUUUACAUUUUAGUCAUUUAGCAGAUGCUCUUAU